Syngnathus typhle (broad-nosed pipefish) is the source of this 1436-nucleotide messenger RNA. RefSeq names its product oocyte zinc finger protein XlCOF6.1-like. The record is from RefSeq and is a predicted model, not a curated record. Gene Ontology annotation, biological process: regulation of transcription by RNA polymerase II. The coding region runs from base 19 to 1305 and encodes 428 amino acids. The transcript has 2 exons. Lineage: Eukaryota; Metazoa; Chordata; Actinopteri; Syngnathiformes; Syngnathidae. Gene Ontology annotation, molecular function: DNA-binding transcription factor activity, RNA polymerase II-specific; RNA polymerase II cis-regulatory region sequence-specific DNA binding. Gene Ontology annotation, cellular component: nucleus.
UGUGACUAUAGCGUGAAAAUGUGUACAAAAAACGUAAAAGAAGAGUACGAGGAGGAACUCUGUGAAAUAAAAGUCACGAACGAGAGACGUCAACGACUGGACGCCGUUUUCCAAAAGCUUGUAUUACAUAGAACAGAUGCUAUUGAAAGUCUUCAUCCUGAGGUGAAGAGCCACCACGUCAAAGAGGAAGAGGAGCCCGAGAAUCUGUGCAUUAAAGAGGAGGAGGAGGAAGGGGUUGAAGACAGGUUGCCUUUGUCUUGUGUCAUUGUGAAGAUCCAAGGCGAUCAAGAAGAGGAUGAUGGAGACCCUUGUGGAGGAUUACAGGAUUACUUAGCUCCACUAUCAGACAGCAGUGACACAACUUCAGACACUUCUGACGAUCGUGACGAUGAUAUUGAAAAACACUCUAAAAGUGACGUGACGUGCUACACUGACAACAAACGCUUAAAGUGUCCUCAAUGUGACAAACCCUUUGGUACCAAGUAUGCUUUGAAAGUUCACAUGAGAACACACACUGGAGAGAAACCCUUUUCUUGCUCAUUUUGUGGCAAAAGGUUCUCUUAUAAAGAAAAGCUAUCAACACACACCAAAACGCACACUGGGGAGAAGCCAUUCGCCUGCUCAGUUUGUGGUAAAGGAUUUAGUCAGAAAGGAUACUUGCAAACACACACAAAAACACACACCGGAGAGAAACCUUUUGCUUGCUCAGUUUGCGGCCUUACGCUAACUCAAAAGUCUAAUUUAAUCAUUCACAUGAGAACACACACAGGGGAGAGACCUUUUGCAUGCUCACUUUGUGGUAAAAGUUUCUCAAUCAAGAAAAGUCUGAUAAGUCACACACGAACACACACAGGGGAUAAGCCUUUCGCCUGCUCAGUCUGUGGAAAUAAAUUCUCUACAAAGGGGCAUUUAAGAAGACACACAAGAACACACACUGGUGAGAAACCUUUUUCGUGCUUAGUGUGUGGUCUUAAAGUAACACAAAAGAAUAAUUUAAUCAAACACAUGAGGACCCACACUGGGGAGAAACCUUUCGAUUGCUCAGUGUGUGGUAAAACCUUUGCUCAGAAGGCACAACUGAGCACGCAUACAAGGACGCACACUGGGGAGAAACCCUUUCCCUGUUCUCUUUGCGCCUACAGUUUCAGUGAACGUUCCAAACUGGUUCGACACAUGAGAACACACACUGGGGAGAAAGUGUAUAGUUGCAGUGUGUGCGCUAAGAAAUUCUCGCAUAAGUAUCAGCUUGACAAACACGGCUGUUUUGGUCAACCGCUAAUAGCGCUCAAUAUUAUUCAACAGUGAAGAAUGAUUAGCAUGAGCAGAAUCUUAUGUACCUUAUUUUGACAUAUUUACAGUGACUACUUUUGCUUUAAUGACUCAUUUGUUUUGUUGCCAUGCUGUGUUACACGUAAUAAAAGAGAUUGUAAAGAAAA